AUGCAAGCUUUUUUUUUGAGAGAGUGCUGUACUGAACCAAUAAGUAGUAUUGACUGUUCUGAAAGCUCUACAGAAGAUAUACACAAAUUAUUAAUAUCAUUAACAUCAUGGGAUAAGACAUUCCGAAUAUUUGAUACAAAUUUAUAUAAUAACUCUUCAUAUUCUAAGGAUGAAGUUACUAGAACACCAGCGCAUCAUAAUUAUACAGUAAACCCUUCAUCAACUGAAUAUAUUCAAUGCAAACCUACUGGUAAAUGUUUAGCUCAGUAUUGCAGUGAAAAUGUAUAUUUGGACUGUCGUUUUUAUAAUUCAUCUAAAUUAUUUGCUGGAAGUCUUGGAAAUACAUUAGAAUGUAUUUCAAUUGACCAAGCAACAAUAAACUGUAAUAUAAUAGAUAAGCAUCAAGCUCCUAUUAGGUGUAUCUCUAUAUUGAAAAAUAAGUCAAUUAUUGUUAGUGGAAGUUGGGAUGGAUCAAUUCAUUUUAAUGAUAUUCGUCAACAAGAUAGUAUUGAGUCUAUCUGUAAACACCAAGUAGCAGGAAAAGUUUUCUGUAUGGAUCAUUCUCAUGAUGAAGAGUGGAUAUUAAUUGGAGAUUCUUUUAAAAAUCUAAAUAUAUUAAAUAUUAAAAAGUUAUCAAGUAAUUUAGCAAAUAAGAGUGCUAUAUUAACUAUUCCAAAUUAUAUGAAGUACCAAAUGAGACAAGUUAAAGCUUCAAAGUAUAAUGAAUAUUUUGCAACAAGCUCUAUAGAAGGACGGGUUCAAAUUAAUACACUUAAUAAUGUAAUUAGUCAAGAACCGAAUAGUGAGUAUUCUUAUACAUUUAAAUGUCAUAGAUUUAAGGAUAUGAAUACAAUGAACGAAAUUAUUUAUCCAAUUAAUAGUUUAUGUUAUCAUACUAAAUAUACAGAUAUCUUGGCUACUGGAGGUAGUGACGGAAAUGUAUUCAUAUGGGAUACUAUUGCAAAAAAAAGACUCUGGAAGAGUCCAACAAUUGAUAUUAUUGAAAAUGAAUCAUCUAUAAUUAAUAAUUAUAGAGAAAGCAUAGCUCAUAUGAGUUUUGAUACAAUAGGGGAAUUCCUUAUUGUUGCAGCUAGUGACACUUUUGAUCAAGGUACAAAGGUACAAGAUAUAAAAGAUUUAACCCCAACAAAAUCUCAAGUAUUGUUCUAUUCAGUAAAUAAUGUGAAACCAUUCAAACAAACAAAUAUAUAA
Molecule: messenger RNA, 1212 nt
Organism: Cryptosporidium muris RN66
Lineage: Eukaryota; Apicomplexa; Conoidasida; Eucoccidiorida; Cryptosporidiidae
Exons: 1
Coding region: 1-1212 (403 amino acids)
Biological process (GO): mitotic spindle assembly checkpoint signaling
Cellular component (GO): mitotic checkpoint complex; bub1-bub3 complex; kinetochore
Molecular function (GO): ubiquitin binding
Source: RefSeq, a predicted model, not a curated record